AAAGAAACAUAAGUAGAGAGAAUCAUGUUUAAACUAUCGGAGCUGGUGCGCUGGCUUGGCUUAACAGAAUUCGAGAUUUUAGUUAAUCUGUGCGGACUGCUCGUCUUCACCAUCUCACUGGCCUUCAAGAUCUCUGGUACAUUGAAUAAUGUCUUGCCAGAGGUAAUGUGCGAUUGGUUUACCAUAUUCAGUCCAUUAUUCUUUAUUGAUAUUUGCAAUGCCUAUUUUUGCGUUAUUGUUGGCAUACGCAUGUAUUUAGAUUCAGAUAACAAACGGAAGGCGUUGCAUCGGUUCAUGUGGAGCACUUAUUUCCUUGUACUUAUCGCGAUCUUCAAAUAUUUGUUAUGUCUAAAGUUAUCAGGCAAAACAGGACUUGAGUACAGUGAAGUUUUCUCACCAAUUUUUGUACUGCUCCAACUGGUAGCAGUGCGCGCUUGCCAGUUGCCCAACUCUAUUUAAAAGGCCUAUACUAUAUAGUUAUAUAUAAAAUCCCCCUGAAAUGUAUAUCAUAAGUUAUAUA
Drosophila navojoa is the source of this 520-nucleotide messenger RNA. RefSeq names its product transmembrane protein 203. The record is from RefSeq and is a predicted model, not a curated record. Gene Ontology annotation, cellular component: endoplasmic reticulum. NCBI's taxonomy places the organism in Eukaryota, Metazoa, Arthropoda, Insecta, Diptera, Drosophilidae. Gene Ontology annotation, biological process: intracellular calcium ion homeostasis.